CAUUAACACACACACACACAUUAACACACACACACACACACACACACACACUCUUAAAGCACCCCUCCCUUUCCUUUUACCUCUUGCAGUGGAACAGACAGAGAGCUGCUGCAGUGACAUCCCUCCACUCUGCAGCAUCAGAAAUAAUAAAAACAACCAGGGACAGGCUGAAGAGCCGCUGCACCGUUUGUUACAGAUCUGACAGCGUGUUUGAAUCAGAAUCCUGCAUCUGAUUUCUUUAUUUUUCAGUAUUGUCGCUCCAUCUCAGACCAGUGGAUUGUACCUCCUGCAUCUCCUGCAGAGACACAAUGAACACCCCCCUGCAGCUUCCUGUAGACUAGGACCAGAGAGCGCCCGUCCUUCAGCUUUUCUUCAACACUUAGCUUUGUCUUCACCAUCUGAUGGCCACCAGUCCCAGCGCCGCCCAGCCGUCCAGCAACAUGGAGGAGUCCCAGCAGCCAGAGCAGCCAAUCAGCAAGCAGCAGGAUGGAGAGGUCGACCACACCGCCGUGACUUCUCAGCCGGUCAGCGCACAGCAACAAGCCCCGCCCCCAACAACAGACGCUCCUGAUGCCAAACAAACAGAGGAGGGCAAAGACCCGGACCACCUGACAGUGAUCAGUGACAUGGAGACCAGUAACGGCAUCGGUCCUGUGAGGGUCGACUCGUCUCCCACAGUGUCCUCUGUGUCGCCCAAGCUACAUGCUAAGCCAGGUGGCCAUAUUAACGGUCGGCCUGGUUUGGGCAGCCGGUCCGGCUCGUUAGCGGCAGGCUCACCAAGGCCUUCGCUCACCCGCCAGCCCAGUGCCAUCACAGAGGCCACUGUGGAUGGGUCCAAACCGAGGGACUACCUGAUCCUGGCCAUCCUGUCCUGCUUCUGCCCACUGUGGCCCAUCAACAUCGUAGCCCUCACCUUCUCCGUGAUGUCCCGAAACAGUCUGCAGCAAGGCAACAUCGAUGGAGCUCGCCGUUUGGGCCGUAAUGCCAUGAUUUUGUCCGUCGUCUCCAUCUUGGGAGGGAUCGCCAUCAUCGCCGCAGCCAUCGCCCUCAACUGGGGAUUGAUAUUAAAAUCCUGAUUAAAAUCAGCUGGAAUGGCGAGAUCGAAUCCCCGACAACAUAUGACCGACACGACACCGUACCCUCCGAUUUCCUGAAGCACUAUCGUUCUCAAGCGCCUGCACCGGAUGAAAAACAAAUAGAUAUUUGUUCCUGUACUUUUUUGUUUUUUACUGCACGACGAGCAUGGUCUGCCUGCUCUACCUCCGACACAACCAACAAACCGACCCACUCCUGACACCGACACUCGAUUUGGAUGUGGAGCAGGAGAAAAGGAUGGAUCACCAGAUGCUCAUUUCAUUCUGUGGUAGCAGCUUAUCUCCUCCUCAGACCACUUUCUCUCACCACACUUUCUCUCAUCGAUGUGAGUCUGUUGUCAUGGAAAUGGCCAUCUGUCUCUAUGGAAAUGGGAUUAUUAUUAUCUCUAAAUGUCUCCAUGACACAGGUCCAGUACUGGUGCAACCUGGGGGAUGAGGUUUUCACUUUUUGAUGCCAAAAAAUUUGAAACUUGGUGUUUGCUGAACUGAAACUGAGAGAUGCUGCUGCUGUGAUAGUUCAACAUGAACUGAAGACGAACUGAGUCUUUGUACUGUGAAGUGGUGGCGCACACACACACACACACACACACACACAAACAUAAAGGUGGACACACCCAUGCUGCUGCUGCAUGGUGGUCAUAGAGAGCUGAAGUCCUGAUGUCACUUCUCAUCUCGCUGCUUCUUGGGACUCAAAACAAUCUCUCACUGAGGUUUCCUUCAUCGACCUUCCUGAAAAAGUGAAACGUGUUUUACUAUAUAUAUAUUACUACAUUUUCUAAUAUACAGUAAAUGACUGUCAAUGACAGACCAUCAUAUUAGAAUCUCUACCCUUGGUGAUUUUAACAAAGUUAAAGGAUUAAGCUGGCGAUAUUUCAUACUUUUCUUACUGUCAACAAAUCUCCAUGUGCAGAUCCAAACCAACAACAUGUCAGUGAGUUUCUCAGUACCGUCUGAUUUCCUGCCUGUGGCUCUCAGCUGCGAGCCCAUUGGUGCCUACUGAAGACGUAAAUCUUUAAAAACACUUCACAGAUCUAUAGUUUGAUGUUUAAAAAGGCUCAGUAAUUUCCUCAAACAGCUGCUCGCUGUA
Molecule: messenger RNA, 2181 nt
Organism: Siniperca chuatsi (mandarin fish)
Lineage: Eukaryota; Metazoa; Chordata; Actinopteri; Centrarchiformes; Sinipercidae
Product: trafficking regulator of GLUT4 1
Exons: 5
Coding region: 402-1076 (224 amino acids)
Cellular component (GO): membrane
Source: RefSeq, a predicted model, not a curated record